Molecule: messenger RNA, 1660 nt
Organism: Diorhabda carinulata
Lineage: Eukaryota; Metazoa; Arthropoda; Insecta; Coleoptera; Chrysomelidae
Gene: Alg14
Product: UDP-N-acetylglucosamine transferase subunit ALG14 homolog
Exons: 2
Coding region: 306-971 (221 amino acids)
Biological process (GO): dolichol-linked oligosaccharide biosynthetic process
Cellular component (GO): UDP-N-acetylglucosamine transferase complex
Source: RefSeq, a predicted model, not a curated record
GUAACAAACCUUAUGUCAAAGAUUAUAUACAUCUACUUUCCACAUUGGUUACAAAUCGCUUAAAUAGGUGGAUGAAAAAAUGAACUAACGCUGUAGUUCUUUUGCAAUUUCCCUAAUAGAAAAACACAGACGAUUGCGGCAAUUUCAGUUUUUGGUAUAAUGAAGUAGUGUAUUCUCCUGAUAAGAAUAAUUUAAUAAAAGCAUUGACGAUCAGUUUAAAUAGCUGAUAAACCUAUUAGCAAAGAAAAAAGUACAUCUAAUUUAAAUACAAUAUUUUUUAAAUGUUUUCACUAAAUCAGUACUAAAUGGAAACACAACUUAAGGUGGAACUUUGCAUCUUAUUUAUAAUAUUGGUAAUUGCAAGACUACUCUUUUUAAUUCACAAAAUUACAACAGGUCACAGCAAAUAUGCUUCUAAUAAGAGAAUAGAACCUUGUAAAACAAUAAUAUGUAUUGGAUCUGGGGGGCACACAACUGAAAUGAUAUCUUUAUUAUCUACAUUAGAUUUCAGGAAGUAUUCUCCUAGAUACUAUAUUAUUGCAACAACUGACACUACUAGUUUAACAAAAGUUGAAUCACUUGAAACAAGUAAAUCUACACAACUUAGAGAGAAGGAUUAUUUCAUUCAAAAAAUUCCGAGAAGCAGAGUUGUACAGCAAUCAUACUUUACUUCAAUUUUCACAACAAUAUUUUCAAUACUCUAUAGCAUUCCACUUGUAUUAAAAAUUAGGCCUGAUCUUAUAUUGUGUAAUGGUCCUGGUACUUGUAUUCCUAUAUGUGUUAUAGGAUUUCUGCUCAAAUCUUUUUUUAUUACUGAUACAAAGAUCGUUUUUAUCGAAAGUUUUUGUCGAACAAAAACAUUAUCUUUAACUGGUAAAAUUUUAGUUUAUUUAGCCGAUAAUUUCAUAGUUCAGUGGCCAAAUUUGAGAAAAAAACUGAAAAGAGCUGAUUACAUUGGUCAGUUAAUGUAAAAAAUUAUGGAUGCCUAAGAAAUACCUAAUAAAUUUCAGGUUUUUUUGAAAGAAUCUUCUGGAAUUGAUUGACAUAAUAGUUCUCUUUGAACAUUUCUAACUGAAGAGUAUUUUCUUAUUCAUACCAUGCCACUAAAUUAACAUAUUCUAAAAAUUGAAAGAAAUCUUUAUAAUUACUUUCAAACUGAUGCCAAUGAGGCAAAAGGAUUAAUAUAUAGCUAGAAUCUUAUAAACAAUGACGAUACAUUAUUUAAUCCUGUGUAUUGCCUCUCCUUUCUUAGAUUACUAUUUCACAUCAUCAGUGCAUCAUGUUCCUAAUAUUAUCUUGAUCUUUCUGAUCCGAUAUCUUUUCAAACUUUCAUGAAAGGUUAUUUAGGCUUCCAGGUGAAGGCAGUAACAAUAUAAACCAACAACAUGGGGUAGUUGUUCCACAAGUUUUGAUGUUCUUGAGCAAAUUAAGGAUAUAGCCUUCGAUGAUCUGGAGUUAAAAGAGAGUCAGUUUCUGUUCAAUAUGGUGUAAGUUUGACUUCUAUCAACUUCCUUUGCACUGUAUCUUAACUAAAUUGUUAAUUAUACCUACAGGAUAAUUAUUUCUGUACUGCUUGUAAAAAAGAUAUUUGCAUAAUGAAUUAUAAAUAUUAACAAACUGUGAAAUUUUGUUGAAUAAUAAAACGGUCUCUGUGUAUUAA